Ordospora colligata OC4 is the source of this 1296-nucleotide messenger RNA. RefSeq lists its product as uncharacterized. The coding region runs from base 1 to 1296 and encodes 431 amino acids. The transcript has a single exon. Lineage: Eukaryota; Fungi; Microsporidia; Ordosporidae. Gene Ontology annotation, molecular function: misfolded protein binding; ubiquitin-specific protease binding. The record is from RefSeq and is a predicted model, not a curated record. Gene Ontology annotation, biological process: endoplasmic reticulum unfolded protein response. Gene Ontology annotation, cellular component: endoplasmic reticulum membrane; Hrd1p ubiquitin ligase ERAD-L complex.
AUGAGCGAUGGAUUCAUUCUUAGACAGAUGCUUAUGAUUCCUCCGAUUACCAGAUGCAUGAUACUUGCAAUAGGAGCAUUGAACCUGCUGGUUUGCCUGGAGGUGAUUUCACCAUACAGCUUGUACUACUCUCCAUUGUUUCUAAAGAAGCUUGAGGUAUGGAGGGUGAUCACGACAUUUAUGUAUUUUGGAAGACCAACACUUGAUGUGUUUAUGCACAUAAUCUUUCUGUAUCGCUACUCUUACAUGCUUGAGAGUGGAUGUAGAGGAAUAUCUGAAUAUUUCUGGUUGAUAGUUGUGAUAUCUGGGGUGUUGUUUGUUAUUUCAAACAUUUACAGCAUUCCUAUACUUGGAGCGUCCUUUUCAGCAACGAUAACAUAUAUCUGGACGAAGAGGAACCCGCGAGCAAUGGUACAGAUAUUUGGAUUUAUUUCAUUUCCAGCAUUCUAUCUGCCGUUUAUUCUGCCUGGAUUUACAUUAAUAUCCAGAAAGUUUGUUUCAAUUGAUGAUGUCCUUGGAAUAUUUGUUGGGCACCUGUUUUAUUAUUUUAAGGAUGUGUAUCCUAGAUGGGGCAGGGAUGCACUCAGGACGCCGUGCUUUAUAAAGAAACUUUUUGACGAGCAUCCGAAGCAGUGCUGUAAAUCCAAGAAGGGGAUUACUAUCAAGGAAGGACGAAUGCGAGCAGAAAAAAUGAAAAAUAGCACGAGUGAACAGAAAAGUGAAUCUACAAGUAAUUCAGAUAAUAUAAAGAGUGUGAGUGAUCACAUGGAUAAUCUAAAAAGUACAUGUGAACAGGAAAGUGAUAUAAAUAGUGCAAAUGAACUAGAAAGUAAACCCAUAUGCAAUGUAGAUGAUAUAAACAGUAGAAGUGAACAGACGAAUGGCAUAAAUACAAAUCAUAUAAAUAGUACAUGUAAACAGGAAAGUGAAUAUACGAGUGAUAUAAAUAGUACAUGCGAACAGGAAAGUAAUCAUAUAAAUGCAUGUGAUAUACCAACAGAACAGAUUAAGAAAGAUAACACAGUGUUAGAUGAAAUACCUGAGACUAUAAACACAGAACCGGUAAUUGUACAAAAAGCUCAGAAUGAAGAGGUUGAAUCUAUAAAUUCGAUACCAUUAAUAAAAGCUGUAGAUAAUGAAAAUGAUGCAUUAGUAGCAUCUUCAGAAGCUUUUUUAAGCAUGGACUCAAUCGAAAGUAAACCUGUUUCAGACGAGCCAUCACAUUCCAAGGAAGAUUAUGAGGAUGACUGGGAUGAUACGUGGGGAAUGGAGAGUAAUGAUGAAAAUAGUGAUUAG